Marchantia polymorpha subsp. ruderalis is the source of this 2019-nucleotide messenger RNA. The record is from the annotation of a GenBank genome assembly. Lineage: Eukaryota; Viridiplantae; Streptophyta; Marchantiopsida; Marchantiales; Marchantiaceae.
GUCUUUCUUUGGAUAUCGGAGGGAUGGACAAAGGUGGAAGCAAUGCGUUUUAAAGAAAUGACAUUUGUCAAGUUACACUGGAAGUAGUUUGCCAAUGUGGCAGCUUUCAACUGUGCAAAGCAUUUUAAGGACUUCUCUGCGUCGACUGGUGGAAGGAACUUGCUUAAAAUACACGGAUCUAUCAAUUGAGAUAAAAACUUUCUCCAAUAACCACGGCGAUGUGAGUCGCAGAUUCGUGUUCGGUCAUCCGUCCUAGCUAGAUUCAGUUUUGGAGUUCCGUGAUCCCCCCUCAUACAGUCGUCUUGUAAGUUUCUAUUCUUGAGGUUGAGAGGGAGGCUGCGACUUCACCUGAGUUUUCAUUCUCGGUGUUUUCUCGAUUUUGUUGGAGAGGUGUGGGAUUUAGACAGACACAAACUCAUUUUUCCAAUCCUGAAAAGGCAAUUGAGCAGAUGAUGAGUAUUAUCGGCCCGGCUGCAAACGCUAUCCAUUUUUUGUUUCGAGGAUACUGCAUCUAGUUUUUGUCGAACGAUUCCUGAGGACAGGCCUAGCGUGUUUUCUUCUUCGCACUCCAAGGAAAAAAAUUAUUUACAUAUUGUCAAAUUGUGUGGAAGACAAAAAGACGCAGAGCUUGGGUAUAACAAAGAUCACAGCAAUGUUUGUGAAAUUCUGACGAGACAGGUAGAGUAAGAAUCAAGAAGUUUAACGAUGUGGAGAAUGCGAGGAAAUGCAAUUAGUUCAAGCAGUCUGUGGCGGCAGUCUCUGCGAUAUCUGUCGUCUACUUCGUCUGCUUCUGUACCUUCGUGCUCUCAUCAGGUGGUUUCAGAUGGACCUUCAACUUCCAGUAGAAAUGAAACACCCCCUUCAACGGCAGGAGUUUUGGCUUCACCCUCCCAGAAACCUAAUAAGAAGUAUAGGGGCUCAAUCAAUGAUGUGGAAACAGCAAAGUUCGCAGCUAUUGCCGAUACAUGGUGGGAUCACCAUGGCCCCUUCAAACCAUUACACGCCAUCAACCCUGUGAGACUGUCCUUUAUACGAUCUGCCUUGUGCCAUCAUUUCAGGAAGGAUGCGAGCUCUGCAACACCUCUAGAUGGACUUACUAUUGUCGAUGUGGGAUGCGGAGGUGGACUUGCUUGUGAACCAUUAGCGAGAAUGGGAGCUCAAGUCCUAGGAGUGGAUGCAGUAGAGAAAAAUAUAAAAGUGGCAUCAGUGCACGCGAUGAAAGAUCCUAGUACUUCUACUAUUCAGUAUCGUUGCACAACAGCAGAGCAGUUGGUCCAUGAGAAUCAAGAAUUUGAUGUCGUUUUGGCUCUCGAGGUGAUUGAACACGUUGCUGAUCACAUGGAAUUUUGCAAAUCCUUGGCUUCCCUAACAAAGAAAAAUGGGAUGGUCAUCAUCUCCACUAUCAAUCGCUCAAUCUCUGCUUACGGCCUUGCAAUAGUUGGAGCAGAAUAUGUACUGGGUUGGCUGCCUAAAGGUACACACGACUGGUCCAAGUUUGUCACUCCAGAAGAGCUUGCCCUGCUCAUGAAGCGUACAUCGCUCUCGAUUGAGGAAAUGGCGGGUGUGGUUUUCAACCCACAUACUCAAAAAUGGUCUUUGUCAGAUGAUACAAGUGUGAAUUACAUCGCGUCCAGCGUAAGAAGAGUGAUCUAGUUUCUACUUUCUGCAAUAUAUUUUCUAACUAGGAGAAAUUAAGUUCUUUAGUGAGGAUAGAAUGUGAUCACAAUUUAGGAAAGAGUGAACAAUUUCGUUUAUAGAGUUCUUAAGCUAUAGAAAUCUAAGAGCGCCCAUUUCAAACUACAUGCACUACGUCGGAUUUCAAUAGCCUCUGAAUUUUCUCAUACCAAAUUAUUGAAAUUCUUGAGUAUGGGAAUAAAGACCAUAGUCUGAUGUAGAUUUGAACAGAGUGUCAAAUCUCACACACGAAGCACUUGAAGCAUGAUUGUAGUAUUUCAUCGCUACAUAAAUCAGACUGGGAAAGGAAAGUUGUUUUCUAAAAGCAUCAGGUGGUAUAUAAAC